AUGUCCGCCGACGUAACAGAAGCCUCUCCAUCCAGCCCCCUCAAGACUCGACGACAGAGCUCUAGCAAACCCGCCGUAGCUGGUCUUCUAUCGGCAAAGGAAUUUGAAGCUCAGGAUCCAAAAGUCGAACUGAAAUUGAUUAAGGAUGCCGCCAAAAUCAACUGGAAGAUGAACACCCACCCGAAAGACUACCCUGAACAGGACCUUCUCAAGAAACUAUUCACCACUCCGCCGCUGAAGUCUAUUGAGCUUCUCUUCCCUCAGACUGGUCUGACAAUCACCGCAAGAAACCUCAAAGGCGUCACCUUCCAGGAUGUUUUCGAUGCAAUCUACAAGCACAACAAGAAGCGAGCGGACGACGAACUUUCGGAACCAUACCUUGCCGGUUUCUACGUUGACGAAGACGACCUCGGCCAUGCAAUCAUAAGAGUAGGUGCUGGCAAGGAAGGUGCACCAAUUGGCAAGAAGAAGAAGGGUGGUGACUAA
Molecule: messenger RNA, 486 nt
Organism: Orbilia oligospora ATCC 24927
Lineage: Eukaryota; Fungi; Ascomycota; Orbiliomycetes; Orbiliales; Orbiliaceae
Exons: 4
Coding region: 1-486 (161 amino acids)
Source: RefSeq, a predicted model, not a curated record